AUGUUACCUUUGGUGCUCACGUUCCUCGCCCUCGGUGGCACCGCAUUCGCUGCGGACUGCAACACUGACCAAGAGCGUCAGGACUCAACUCCUAGCGGUUCCCAAAUCCAGACAGCCUUGACGUCCAAUGAUAAUCUUGACACGAUCUGCGGUGGCACUUUUUUGACCGGCAGUUCGAACCAGCUUGAAAACAGCUUCAGCCAUGGAUCUGUCCAGUUUGAGAUAAAGCGCACUGAUAGCACAGUCGCUGUGAGAUACUGUCAAGAGGCCUUCAGCAACAUUAUCGACCAAUGUGUAACUGGGGGCAAUUACUGGGGAGGUACAUGGAGCCUGAAUGGUGAAAUAUACAGCAUCUCGAACACCGUCUAUCCAGACAACCCUCUUCUUUCAACAGACGAUGGAGGACCUUCUUCGGACAGCUCGAGCACCACCUCCGCCACCUCCGCCACCUCCACCACCUCCACCGACUCCAGCGCAACAACCACAACGGCCGACACGGGUCCAAUCACACCUGGACCGCAAACAUCGACCGAAUCUGGGACCUUCUCGACCACCACCGAGAGUAUAGACGGCCUGACCUCGAACUCCGUGACGACCACGACGCUGAACGAUGGACCAACUAUCCUGCCUAUCUGGUACGUCAGCGCUGGCGUCGGGAUUUUGCUCAUCCCAGGUUCCGACGUCGUUGCUGGUGGCAUCGUGCCCCCUCCACCGGGCUAUCCGGCCAUUAUCAUCAACUCGGACGGGGACGCCGAGACAAUCAGCAGUGAUGGCUCUUCGACAACGACUACUUCUACCUCGUCGUGCUCAUCCUGCUCAAGCUGCGUCGGUCUCGAAGUGCUAACAGAUGACAUCCUCCCAGAAGUCCCCAACGACGGCGACCCAGAUCUCCCGGACGUCGACACGGCUAUCUGGGCGUCCCUUGAUGCGCUGACGACUUCGACGACAUCCUCAUCUACGCAGACUACAGUGGCGGACACCCCUACCCAGACGGCGUCGCCAAUCGACGAUCCCGGCUGCCAGGACGCAGACGCAGACGUCCAAAAAGACUUCAGCAAUAUGUUCAGUUCCACAAUCCGCACACCGGACGGCAAGGACAACUCCAUCGACGACUUGUUGUAUCGCCUUCGCGAAGUUGUGUGUGAUGGUUCUUGCACAGCGCCGGACGGCAUCGAUUCGAAGUACGUCGGCAUCUACAAUAACGGCCAGGAAUGCGAAGUGGCUAUUGGCGUGACCAACGAGAUUGAAGUCUACUUCUACCGCUCGAUAUGGCCCACCAGCGGCGCCAGCGACUACAACACCCUUUGGCAGGAAUGCUGGGAUAGCACGAGCAGCAUCAUCACCAAGUGUGUGAACAACAAGCCGAAGCACGGCUGGUGGAACGGCGAUCAUGUCUAUCAAUACUACGAGGGCGGCGUGCGAGCUCUGUACGACCAGAAUGAGAAACACUCCCCCAUCGGGAGUUUCCUGGAGCCCCCAACCGAGGGUUUGAGCUGUGAUACGGACUGUUGCGGUGCGGUGCCCAACCCAGACUGGUGCAACGCCAACUGCGGUGGCACCACCUGUAAAAGGGGUGAUCGUUACUCCUCUCCCGUCAAAGCUACGAAGACCCCUCCCGUCAAGGCUACGACGCUCGAGAGACGCGCCAAGGAAGUGGUCACGGAGGUUGGAGGCUGCCCUAUCUCUUACACGCUGCCGAAUUACCCAGCGGCUGCUUCUGCAGCAAAAAGCGCUGCUGUUCAGAAAUGGUACGACGAAGACAAGUCGGUCAGCUGUGACAACCCUACCCUCAGUCAUUUUACAUCGCCUCCGUCGGGCAGCAAGUGGAAUACUGAGCACGUCUGGGAGAAGCACAUGGUCAAACGUUUCUUCUAUUAUCUUCUCAGCGGCCAGCAGGCCUUCGACAACGAAGAUGGCAAUGACAGGGCAGUCGCCAGCUGUGACCGUGUCCAAGCAGCCUUCAACACGGUGGGAGGGCAAGGCUCCCAGUUCCAGUAUCAGACAGCUGCCCAGCAACUCGGAGCUGCCAUCUCAUGUAGUGGGAGAUCUCCAUGUCCAGCCUCGGACGGCAGCCGUCUCAGCGAGUUCUUUCUGCUUCGGGACAAGAUCAACAAGAUUAAGAACCAAAUCUUGACUGGAUACUACGACGACGAAACGUUUGCCAACGAGAACAGCGACAAGCUGCCCAGUUGCAGCGCCGCGAAGAAAUCUGACGAACAGCAGCAGAUGAUGAUUGCCGCCUCGUUGGCCUUCCAGUACAUGCAGCGGGAGGAGGUCUUCGAUGCCUUCAAUGUAGUGAACGAGCGUAUGAAAGCCAUCGUGCAAGCACUAGAUGCAGACAGGCUCGGCAUCCAGUACCCCCCGCAGAGGAUCAUGGACUACGCGAACGAUGCCAAGCUCAACGGGUGGACGACGACCUACACCGAGUUCAUGAACCACUUCCUCGCUGAUUCGGAGCGCAAGAUGCAGAAGUGGAUGUACGACUGCCGCCAGACGUACACGGACACCGUCAAUGGGAACGCCACGUUGCAGCAGAGCGACAAGGACGCGAAGCUGGCGAUAUUGAAUAACGCCGUCUAUCAACAGUCCGCCAUGAGCCUUGGAAGCCGCUACAACGGCAUCAGAGACCCGGUUGACGGGUCUGGUGGCACCUUCUAA
Molecule: messenger RNA, 2658 nt
Organism: Anthostomella pinea
Lineage: Eukaryota; Fungi; Ascomycota; Sordariomycetes; Xylariales; Xylariaceae
Source: the annotation of a GenBank genome assembly